This is a messenger RNA of Talpa occidentalis (Iberian mole), 9102 nucleotides long. It is a transcript of the gene CIT, whose product is annotated as citron rho-interacting serine/threonine kinase. The record is from RefSeq and is a predicted model, not a curated record. Gene Ontology annotation, molecular function: ATP binding; protein serine/threonine kinase activity. Gene Ontology annotation, biological process: mitotic cytokinesis; actomyosin structure organization; peptidyl-threonine phosphorylation. Lineage: Eukaryota; Metazoa; Chordata; Mammalia; Eulipotyphla; Talpidae. The transcript is spliced from 49 exons. Bases 272 to 6526 code for a protein of 2084 amino acids. Gene Ontology annotation, cellular component: cytoskeleton; cytoplasm.
CCGGCAUUGUCUGUGGGCGCACAGCAGUUUACUUGGGUGUCGUCACACUCCUGGCCCCACCCGUCACCCCCUCUUUCCAGGGGCGCCUUCUGCCCCAGCGCACCACCCCCCUGCUGUUGUAAGAGACGGCCAGGCCCUGCUCCAGAACCUCGUCCUGGCGGUUCCCCCUGGCCGGGCUGCCUGCCUGUGCCCAGGUGCCAGCCAGGCUGCUGCUCGGGUCAGAGGCUGCUGUCUCCGUGCCGCCUGCUCUGCCACCUGCACCAGUGGGGAGAUGUUGAAGUUCAAGUAUGGGGCACGGACCCCACAGGAUGCCGGUGCUGCAGAAGCCAUCGCCAGCCGUGCCUCCAGGCUGAAUCUUUUCUUUCAGGGGAAACCACCCUUUAUGACUCAACAGCAGAUGUCUCCUCUUUCCCGAGAAGGGAUAUUAGAUGCCCUCUUUGUUCUCUUCGAAGAGUGCAGUCAGCCUGCUCUGAUGAAGAUCAAACAUGUGAGCAACUUUGUCCGGAAGUAUUCUGACACCAUAGCUGAUCUACGGGAACUUCAGCCUUCGGCCAAGGACUUUGAAGUCCGAAGUCUCGUAGGUUGUGGCCACUUUGCUGAAGUGCAGGUGGUGAGGGAGAGAGCCACCGGGGACGUCUAUGCCAUGAAAGUCAUGAAGAAGAAGGCCUUGUUGGCCCAGGAGCAGGUUUCAUUUUUUGAGGAAGAACGGAACAUAUUAUCUCGGAGCACGAGCCCUUGGAUCCCCCAGUUACAGUAUGCUUUUCAGGACAAAAAUAACCUUUAUCUGAUCAUGGAAUAUCAGCCUGGAGGGGACUUGCUGUCACUUUUGAAUAGAUAUGAGGACCAAUUAGAUGAAAACAUGAUUCAGUUUUACCUGGCUGAACUGAUUUUGGCUGUUCACAGUGUUCAUCAGAUGGGAUAUAUACAUCGAGAUAUCAAACCUGAGAACAUUCUCAUUGACCGAAUGGGACACAUCAAGUUGGUAGAUUUUGGAUCAGCUGCUAAAAUGAACUCAAAUAAGACGGUGAAUGCCAAACUCCCAAUUGGGACUCCGGAUUACAUGGCGCCCGAGGUGCUGACUGUGAUGAAUGGGGAUGGAAAGGGCGUCUAUGGGCUGGACUGUGACUGGUGGUCGGUGGGAGUGAUCACUUAUGAGAUGGUUUAUGGAAGGUCCCCGUUCACUGAGGGGACCUCGGCCAGAACCUUCAGCAACAUCAUGAAUUUCCAGCGCUUUUUGAAGUUUCCGGAUGACCCCAAAAUCAGCAGUGAAUUACUUGAUCUGAUUCAAAGUUUGUUGUGUGGCCAGAGAGAGAGACUGAAGUUUGAAGGCCUUUGCUGUCAUCCCUUCUUCUCUAAGAUUGACUGGAAAAACAUUCGUAACUCUCCUCCCCCCUUCGUUCCCACCCUCAAGUCUGAUGAUGACACCUCCAAUUUUGAUGAACCAGAGAAGAAUUCGUGGGUUUCAUCCUCUCCGUGCCAGCUGAGCCCCUCAGGUUUCUCGGGCGAAGAACUGCCGUUUGUGGGGUUUUCGUACAGCAAGGCACUGGGGAUUCUUGGUAGAUCUGAGUCUGUUGUGUCGGGUCUGGACUCCCCUGCCAAGACUAGCUCCAUGGAAAAGAAACUUCUCAUCAAAAGCAAAGAGCUGCAAGACUCCCAGGACAAGUGCCACAAGAUGGAGCAGGAAAUGACCCGGUUACAUCGGAGAGUGUCAGAGGUGGAGGCUGUGCUUAGUCAGAAGGAGGUGGAGCUGAAGGCCUCUGAGACUCAGCGAUCCCUCCUGGAGCAGGACCUUGCUACCUACAUCACAGAAUGCAGUAGCUUAAAGCGAAGUCUGGAGCAAGCACGGAUGGAGGUGUCCCAGGAGGAUGACAAAGCGCUGCAGCUUCUCCAUGAUAUCAGAGAGCAGAGCCGGAAGCUCCAAGAAAUCAAAGAGCAGGAGUACCAGGCUCAAGUGGAAGAAAUGAGGCUGAUGAUGAAUCAGCUGGAAGAGGACCUCGUUUCCGCAAGAAGACGGAGCGAUCUCUACGAGUCUGAGCUGAGAGAGUCUCGGCUUGCUGCCGAGGAGUUCAAGCGGAAAGCGACAGAGUGUCAGCACAAGCUCCUGAAGGCUAAGGAUCAAGGAAAGCCUGAAGUGGGAGAAUAUUCCAAACUGGAGAAGAUCAAUGCCGAGCAGCAAAUCAAAAUUCAGGAGCUCCAAGAGAAGCUGGAGAAGGCGGUAAAAGCCAGCACAGAGGCCACUGAGCUACUGCAGAAUAUCCGCCAGGCCAAGGAAAGAGCCGAGCGUGAGCUGGAGAAACUGCAGAAUCGCGAGGACUCUUCAGAAGGCAUCAAAAAGAAGCUGGUUGAAGCCGAGGAACGCCGCCAUUCUCUGGAGAACAAGGUAAAGAGGCUAGAGACCGUGGAGCGUAGAGAAAACAGACUGAAGGAUGACAUCCAGACAAAAUCCCAACAGAUCCAGCAGAUGGCUGAUAAAAUUCUGGAGCUAGAAGAGAAGCACCGGGAGGCCCAGGUCUCAGCCCAGCACUUGGAGGUGCACCUGAAACAGAAGGAGCAGCACUAUGAGGAAAAAAUUAAAGUGCUGGACAAUCAGAUAAAGAAAGAUCUGGCUGAUAAGGAGACGCUGGAGAAUCUGAUGCAGAGACACGAAGAGGAGGCCCACGAGAAGGGCAAAAUUCUCAGCGAGCAGAAGGCGAUGAUCAAUGCUAUGGAUUCCAAGAUCCGAUCCCUGGAACAGAGGAUUGUGGAGCUGUCAGAAGCCAAUAAACUUGCCGCAAACAGCAGUCUUUUCACCCAGAGGAACAUGAAGGCCCAGGAAGAGAUGAUAUCAGAACUCAGGCAACAGAAGUUUUACCUGGAGACACAGGCUGGUAAAUUGGAGGCCCAGAACCGAAAGCUGGAGGAACAGCUGGAAAAAAUCAGCCACCAAGACCACAGUGAUAAGAGCCGGCUGCUGGAGCUGGAGACAAGGUUGAGGGAGGUCAGCCUAGAGCACGAGGAGCAGAAACUGGAGCUCAAGCGCCAGCUCACAGAGCUGCAGCUCUCCCUUCAAGAGCGUGAGUCCCAGCUGACAGCCCUGCAGGCUGCCCGGGCUGCUCUGGAAAGCCAGCUUCGCCAGGCGAAGACAGAGCUGGAAGAGACAACAGCAGAAGCAGAAGAAGAGAUCCAGGCGCUCACGGCACAUAGAGAUGAAAUCCAGCGCAAAUUUGAUGCCCUUCGUAACAGCUGUACUGUAAUCACAGACCUGGAGGAGCAGCUGAACCAACUGACUGAGGACAACGCUGAGCUCAACAACCAAAAUUUCUACUUGUCCAAACAACUCGAUGAGGCUUCCGGCGCCAAUGAUGAGCUGGUACAGCUGCGAAGCGAAGUGGACCAUCUCCGCCGCGAGAUCACGGAGAGGGAGAUGCAGCUCACCAGCCAGAAGCAAACGAUGGAGGCCCUGAAGACCACCUGCACGAUGCUGGAAGAACAGGUCAUGGACCUGGAGGCCCUGAAUGAUGAGCUGCUGGAGAAGGAGCGGCAGUGGGAGGCAUGGAGGAGCGUCCUGGGCGACGAGAAGUCCCAGUUUGAGUGUCGGGUUCGAGAGUUACAGAGGAUGCUGGACACCGAGAAGCAGAGCAGGGCCAGAGCCGAUCAACGAAUCACUGAGUCGCGCCAGGUGGUCGAGCUGGCUGUGAAGGAGCACAAGGCCGAGAUUCUCGCUCUGCAGCAGGCUCUCAAAGAACAGAAGCUGAAAGCCGAGAGCCUCUCCGACAAGCUCAAUGACCUGGAGAAGAAACAUGCCAUGCUUGAAAUGAAUGCCCGGAGUUUACAGCAGAAACUGGAGACGGAACGAGAGCUCAAGCAGAGGCUUCUGGAGGAGCAAGCCAAACUGCAGCAGCAGAUGGACCUACAGAAGAACCAUAUUUUCCGUCUGACUCAAGGGCUGCAAGAAGCUCUAGAUCGGGCUGAUCUGCUGAAGACAGAAAGGAGUGAUCUGGAAUACCAGCUAGAGAACAUUCAGGUUCUCUAUUCUCAUGAAAAGGUGAAGAUGGAAGGCACUAUUUCUCAACAAACCAAACUCAUUGAUUUUCUGCAAGCCAAAAUGGACCAGCCCGCUAAAAAGAAAAAGGGUUUAUUUAGUCGACGGAAAGAGGACCCUGCUUUGCCCACACAGGUUCCUCUGCAGUACAAUGAGCUGAAGGUGGCUCUGGAGAAGGAGAAAGCUCGCUGUGCAGAGCUAGAGGAAGCCCUCCAGAAGACACGCAUCGAGCUCCGGUCUGCCCGGGAGGAAGCUGCCCACCGGAAAGCCACAGACCACCCACACCCGUCCACGCCAGCCACCGCCCGGCAGCAGAUCGCCAUGUCUGCCAUCGUGCGAUCACCUGAGCACCAGCCCAGUGCCAUGAGCCUGCUCGCGCCCCCCUCCAGCCGCAGAAAGGAGUCUGCAACCCCAGAGGAAUUCAGUCGGCGUCUCAAGGAACGCAUGCACCAUAAUAUUCCUCACCGAUUUAACGUGGGACUGAACAUGCGAGCCACAAAGUGUGCCGUGUGCCUGGACACCGUGCACUUCGGACGCCAAGCCUCCAAGUGUCUCGAGUGUCAGGUGAUGUGUCAUCCCAAGUGCUCCACGUGCUUGCCGGCGACCUGUGGCCUGCCUGCCGAAUAUGCCACACACUUCACUGAGGCCUUCUGCCGUGACAAAAUGAACUCCCCAGGUCUCCAGACCAAGGACCCCAGCAGCAGCUUGCACCUGGAAGGCUGGAUGAAGGUGCCCAGAAACAACAAACGAGGACAGCAGGGCUGGGACAGGAAGUACAUUGUCCUGGAGGGGUCUAAAGUCCUCAUCUACGACAAUGAAGCCAGAGAAGCUGGACAGAGGCCGGUGGAAGAAUUUGAGCUGUGCCUUCCCGACGGGGACGUAUCUAUUCAUGGCGCCGUUGGUGCUUCUGAACUCGCAAACACAGCCAAAGCAGAUGUCCCAUACGUACUGAAGAUGGAAUCCCACCCACACACCACCUGCUGGCCCGGGAGAACCCUCUACUUGCUGGCUCCCAGCUUCCCCGACAAGCAGCGCUGGGUCACCGCCUUAGAAUCAGUUGUCGCAGGUGGGAGAGUUUCUAGGGAAAAAGCAGAAGCAGAUGCUGGCCCUGGCUGCAUUUCCUAUGAGCUUCUGCCUGCGUGGGUUCAGAAACUGCUUGGAAACUCCCUGCUCAAACUGGAAGGCGAUGACCGCCUGGACAUGAACUGCACACUGCCCUUCAGCGACCAGGUGGUGUUGGUGGGCACUGAGGAAGGGCUCUAUGCACUGAAUGUCUUGAAAAACUCGCUCACCCACGUCCCGGGCAUUGGCGCCGUCUUCCAAAUCUAUAUCAUCAAGGACCUGGAGAAGCUGCUCAUGAUAGCAGGUGAAGAGCGGGCCCUGUGUCUCGUCGAUGUGAAGAAAGUGAAGCAGUCCCUGGCACAGUCUCACCUGCCUGCCCAGCCGGACAUCUCACCCAACAUCUUUGAAGCUGUCAAGGGCUGCCACUUGUUUGCUGCUGGCAAGAUUGAGAAUGGGCUUUGCAUCUGCGCAGCCAUGCCCAGCAAAGUCAUCAUUCUACGCUACAAUGAAAACCUCAGCAAGUACUGCAUUCGGAAAGAGAUAGAGACCUCAGAGCCCUGCAGCUGUAUCCACUUCACCAACUACAGUAUCCUCAUCGGGACCAAUAAAUUCUACGAAAUCGACAUGAAGCAGUACACACUUGAGGAAUUCCUGGAUAAGAAUGACCACUCCUUGGCGCCUGCUGUCUUUGCCUCCUCUUCCAACAGUUUCCCUGUCUCGAUCGUGCAGGUGAACGGAGCAGGGCAGCGGGAGGAGUACCUGCUCUGCUUCCACGAAUUUGGGGUGUUCGUGGAUUCUUACGGAAGACGUAGCCGCACAGACGAUCUCAAAUGGAGUCGCUUACCUUUGGCCUUCGCUUACCGAGAACCCUAUCUAUUUGUGACCCACUUCAAUUCACUUGAAGUAAUCGAGAUCCAGGCCCGCUCCUCUCUGGGGACCCCCGCCCGAGCGUAUUUGGAAAUCCCAAACCCACGCUACCUGGGCCCUGCCAUUUCCUCAGGCGCAAUUUACCUGGCGUCCUCGUACCAGGAUAAAUUACGGGUCAUCUGCUGCAAAGGAAACCUUGUGAAGGAGUCCGGCACUGACCACCACCGGGGCCCCUCCACCUCCCGCAGCAGCCCCAACAAGCGAGGCCCGCCAACCUACAAUGAGCACAUCACCAAGCGCGUGGCCUCCAGCCCGGCGCCACCCGAAGGCCCCAGCCACCCGCGAGAGCCAAGCACACCCCACCGCUACCGGGAGGGGCGGACCGAGCUGCGCAGAGACAAGUCUCCUGGCCGCCCCCUGGAGCGGGAGAAGUCCCCUGGCCGGGUGCUCAGCACGCGGAGGGAACGGUCCCCCGGGAGGCUGUUUGAAGACAGCAGCAGGGGCCGGCUGCCCGUGGGGGCCGUGAGGACCCCACUGUCCCAGGUCAAUAAGGUCUGGGACCAGUCUUCAGUAUAAAUCUUAGCCAGGAAGACUGACUCCUCAUCGUAACCUGCGGGAGAACACCAGACACACGAUGGAACUCUGCUGAAAGGGACCCCAGCGCCCAUCUGCUCGGCCACCCACAGCGCAGCUGGACCCAGACCCAGCUCAGCACGGACACCCCUGCACUCAGGAGGUGCGGGGGGCUGCGGCGCCCCGGAGCCGUGGGCGCCCUCCUGCAGUCAUCCUCUCUGCACUUUGUUACUCUUUCAAAGCGUUCAUCAACUUUUGUACGUAGCCCUAGCCCGCCCCGGCCAGCAGCGGACGCGGCCACGCGGACCCCCAGAGGCUAGGCUCGAUGCCAGCAACGCUGAGAUCUGGGGCUGGUGGGUUCUUUCAGUUUGGUUUUUCUUUCCUUUGUUGGGUUUGUGUUUUGUUUUUUCUUUCUUUUUUUUUUUUUUUUAGACAACAGAAUUCUUAACAGGUUUGAACAGCAGUGUAUUUCCUGUCGCGUCCUAUUUAGCCAGACCACACCAUCAGGUCUGCGCCGCUGAGACGUAUCGUAGACGAGUCCCCGCCUGUUGGCUGAGCUCCCGAACCCAUAGCUUCGUCCUCGUCCCCACCCAUCCUCACAGGUGGCCCUGCUUCCGCCAGGGUGACAUCUUAGCCAAAUGUUUACUGUUCUCAUUGCCUUUUAAGGCCUUGACGACUUCCCCUCCCACCAGCUGAGAAUGUACGGAGGUCAUCGGGCCUCAGCUCGGAGGCAGUGACUUGGGGCCAAGGGACCUCGAGGAGCUUUCCCUCCCUGUCCCUCAGCGUCCUCUCCCUCGCCUGCUGUCCCUGCUUUCCUCGUAGCUUUGGCCAGGAAAGCAUGCAAUAGACUUGCUCCGAGCCCAGCAUUAUGGGGUCUCUGGGUCCAGGAGGGACCUCCUGUCCGCGGUGGCACGCUGUUCCCCGCACUUUGGGACGGGAGGAGACCCGCCUGGGAGUUCUGCAUGGCGGUCACUGCAUGUGCUGCCCCCGACCCGGCUGCCCCCCUUGGGUUGCUCUGCCAGUGUGCUAGCGCCAUCCCACAGCUCUCGCCGAAUCGAGACCCUCUGACGACUUGCCGACUCACUGGCCACCACAAGCUGCAGUCUGUAGCUCUGAACACACACAAAACCAAACGCUCAAGCCUUACGACCAGAGAAGGAUUUCCAGCAAACCACCACCUCACACUCUCACGCUUCCCUGCCAACCCCCUGGCGGAUGACUCUGUGUUCACAAAAUCCAGCACGGUUCUACCCCACGAAACUGUGACAUCCAAACGAGCCUUUCCCGAGGGCUAGGCUAAGACCAGGAGGUUUGAGAGAGAAGCCGCAGCUCAACUCCCCGCUCUGCCGGGGCGGGGGGUCCCCCUUAGGUGCAGUGCGGCUCCCACCGUUGCUCUCUCCCCUCUGUCAGAGCGCGGAACUCCUGGCAACUGGUAAAAAAAAAAACCAACCUAGAGGCUUUGCAGUUGGCAAGCUAACUAGCGGCCUUAUUUCUGCCUUUAAUCUCCUACAAGGCAUCUCUUGCUUCCAAUUCUCCAUGACUCUUAGGCACGCCUCGAACAACCAAGGCACAUCCUAGGUAAGCUGAAAGGUAGACCUGGUCCCACCGCAGCCGGUGAACCUGACCGUGUCCCCACCCGCCCGCGUGUCCACAGGUCACACACACCCCUUUCCAGACUGCACCUGGCCCAGAUCCCAGCUCCUUCCUGCUCGUCUCUCAACCUAAGUGCUUUCUUGUUGGAAACGCCCUUGAACCCCCGCGUCGUCGCCCCCUCGGCAAGUGUCAUGCUGUUGUGUUUUAUGUGUUGCUUGGAGUCUUUGGGGUCUUGCUGCAUCCCCUCCCUUCCCCAGGGCAGACCUGACUGAAUGUUUGCUGAGGUUUCUGUCUCUUGGUCCACAAGUAUUCGGAAAGGUCACACUGAAAACUGGUCUUUCAGUCUUGGCAUUUCAUUUAGGAUCUCCAUGAGAACGGGCUCCCCGAGCCCCGACAGUGCAUAGUGUCUGUCUCAUUUGUGAAAUGCUUCCUGCUCUAGAACUAGCUCAAAAGACUGUACAUAUUUACAAGAAACUUUAUAUUCGUAAAAAAAAAUAAUAAGGGAAUUGAAUUGGUUUCUACUUUUUUAUUGUAAAAGGUGCAUUUUUCAACACUUACUUUUUGGUUUUACCGGAGGCAGUGUGGACGGCCAUCUCCAGGGGAGGGUGGGGUCUGCGUGGCCGCCACCAGGCCAGCAGGAAAUCUCGAAACACGAAAUUGCAGUCAAAAGCUUAUUAGCAUAAAUAAGACUCUAGGUCUCCAAAAGUACAGGCUUUCCUUCAUUACCUUUUUUAUUCAGAAGGAGGAAAAGAAUACGAGGAACAAUUCAAGAUCCACCUCGAGAGGAAUGAACUUUGUUGUUGAAUAAGAGUGAAAUAAAGCAAUGAUCUAAAGUGUUUGCUCUAGCGCUCUGGCCUUUUCUUUUCCUUGAGAGGCACCGCAGGACAAUCUGAGUGGGGGCAGUGGCUGUGCAGGCCUGUGGCUGUGGAUGGAAUUGUCUUUCUUUUGUGGGGAGGCUUUUCCUGGGGCUGGAGGCCAAAAGGUUG